Messenger RNA from Trichomycterus rosablanca, 2175 nucleotides. RefSeq names its product Y+L amino acid transporter 2. The record is from RefSeq and is a predicted model, not a curated record. Gene Ontology annotation, cellular component: membrane. Gene Ontology annotation, biological process: amino acid transmembrane transport. The transcript has 10 exons. Gene Ontology annotation, molecular function: L-amino acid transmembrane transporter activity. The coding region runs from base 44 to 1585 and encodes 513 amino acids. NCBI's taxonomy places the organism in Eukaryota, Metazoa, Chordata, Actinopteri, Siluriformes, Trichomycteridae.
CAAAAACGCCGUCCCGCUGUCGGACGCCACACGGCGUUAAAGCAUGAAGCAGAAGCUGUUAGAAAUGCGCCGGACGCUUUGCCCUCCCCCCCGGGUGGACGCAAACCUGGACCUGAAGGCACCGGUGGGCAGCGACCCGCGGGCAGAGAAGAUGAUAAUGCGGCGGGAGAUCUCUCUGCCCAACGGCGUGUGUCUCAUCGUGGGUAACAUGAUCGGCUCGGGGAUCUUCGUGUCUCCCAAGGGCGUCCUCCUGCACAGCUCCUCCUACGGCCUGUCGCUGCUCAUCUGGGCCCUCGGGGGCCUGUUCUCUGUGUUUGGGGCCCUUUGCUAUGCCGAACUGGGCACCACUAUCGGGAAAUCGGGUGCCAGCUAUGCUUAUAUCCUGGAGGCCUUCGGGGGGUUAGUGGCCUUCAUCCGUCUCUGGACGUCCAUCCUUCUCGUGGAACCGGCCAGUCAGGCGAUCAUCUCUCUGACGUUUGCCAACUAUCUGGUGGAGGCGCUGUACCCGACCUGCCAGCCUCCGUACGAUGCCGUGAGGCUCAUCGCCGCCGCCUGCAUCUGUAUUCUGAUCUUUAUAAACUGCGCCUAUGUGAAGUGGGGGACGCUGGUCCAGGACAUCUUUACCUACACCAAGAUCAUGUCACUGAUCAUCAUCAUAUCCAUCGGCAUAAUUAAAAUAAUCCAAGGAGAGACUAAGAAUUUUGAAAACCCAUUCGAGGGAUCCUCCAUGGAGUCCGGGAGCAUUGCGCUGGCCCUGUACUCCGCCCUGUUCUCCUACUCUGGCUGGGACACGCUUAACUUUGUUACAGAAGAGAUCGUCAAUCCAGAAAGGAAUUUACCUCUUGCCAUUGCCAUCUCCAUGCCGAUCGUGAGCAUCAUCUACCUGCUGACCAACGUGGCGUACUACUUGGUGCUGGACAUUCCUUCCUUCAUGGCCAGCGAUGCAGUCGCAGUGACUUUUGGAAAUCAGGUUCUGGGACCCAUUAGCUGGGUCAUUCCCAUCGCCGUGGCUAUGUCCUGUUACGGAGGACUGAACGCCUCGAUCAUUGCCGCCUCCAGGUUGUUCUUUGUGGGGGCGAGAGAGGGCCACCUACCUGACAGCCUGAGUCUGAUCCAUGCUGAGCGCUACACUCCUGUCCCUGCCCUCCUCUUCAGUGGCAUAAUGGGGCUGAUCUUCCUGUGUGUGGAGGACGUGUUCCAGCUCAUCAAUUACUUCAGCUUCAGCUACUGGUUUUUCAUGGGUUUGUCCGUGGCAGGACUGAUCUACCUCCGGAUCACACAGCCAGACAGACACAGACCUGUCAAGCUUACGCUCUUCUUUCCCUUCAUCUACUGCCUCUGCAGUCUUUUCUUGGUCAUCGUGCCCCUCUACAGUGACACAAUCAACUCCCUCAUAGGAAUCGGCAUUGGGCUGUCUGGAAUUCCAGUUUACUACUGCUGUAUCCACCUGCCAGAGGAAAAGAGGUUCAAAUGGCUCGGCCGGCUAAACGCCCUCGUAACCAAAUACACCCAGAUCCUGUGCUGCUGCUGUUUAACUGACCUGGACGUGGUGCCAGAGAAGCUGACCGACGACAAGAGCCACUGAUCUCCUAAACAGAACCCGUGGAGAGUCUUUUACUUUUGAUAGCAGCAGUAUUUGUACGUUUGAAGUGGACUUGAACAUCGGUGCUUUGUUGACACCUCUCGGAAAGACUGAUCCUGUUCUCCUUCAGCCAGACUCUGAAGUUAUUACUUGAUUAUUCUUAGGGCAGGAAAGAAGCCACUGUCUCUGAUCACAUGGACAUCAAAUAAGCAGAGGCAGGGACUUCUUUCCUCCAAAACCACAUGCUGAUGUGAAGCUUGCUUGACUGUAGACGGUGUACACAGUGUCCAUCAUGUUCCAACAGCUUUUAAUUCAGUGCUGAUUAAGUUAAUGCUUUUUGGAUGACAUCUGACCACUCACACUCAUUUUCUCUCAUAAAGCAUAAAGUUUUAGUUUGGAGUUUCCUUCUGUGAUCUGUAUUAUUUAAUAGGUGUAGUCAAACUAGUCCUGUUUAUAUGAACACAGAGAAGUCAGCAGAGCAGCGGCACCCAUUUAUGAGCACUCCAUCAGGAGCUUACAAAGUUAUGACAUUGUGAUACUUUCUGUAUGAUGUAUGUAUAAUUUUGACCCACAAUAAAAUAAUUACUAAUGUC